UUGCCGUCGGUCUGGGACCUCGUGCUUCAGUGCAAUCCUCCAUUGACCGUGGCGUGGCAGGUCAGAAUGGAACCCCGGAGAUUGGCGUUAGUCCUUACCCUGCUCAUCUGUAUUAUCACACCCACCCUACAAGUUUGUUUCAAAGCUAAAGUUCAGAAUGGGAAGGUAAGAUUACGUCGACGUGGAAGGAUGGCGAUCUACAAAUGCCGGCGAGGGUUUUCCAUGUACGGAAGUAAAAUCGCCGUGUGUCGCCAGGAGAGAUGGAGUCACCCGCCGCCAAAAUGUAUAGCCCCUGGUUGCCCCGAUAUCGUGGCUAGCGCCGGUCUUGUAGCCAAACCAUCGUUUAAUUCGGCCAAGAUGAGUUUCAGCUGUCAGGAUUCCUUCAAACUGUACGGCCCGACUGAGAUCUUCUGUGAUAAAGUCAGCUGGGAUAAGCCUCCGCCUGUUUGUCGAGCUACGUCAUCGGUGUUGGAAUGUGAUUUUGAACAAAGUGAUUUGUGUGGCUGGAGGCAGUCCACAAACGACGAUUUUGAUUGGAGCAGACACUCCGGCCAGACUCAGUCAGGACACACUGGACCGCAGACUGACCAUACGUAUGGAAAGCUGAAGAAAGGUUAUUAUAUGUACAUCGAGACCUCUUCGCCCCGGAAAACGGGUGACGAGGCAGAUUUACUUUCCCCGGUGUAUCAACCGGAGCAGAGCGACCAGUGCUUCUCUCUGUGGUACCACAUGUUCGGCAAAACGGACGUAGGAAGUUUGGACAUCUUCAUAAAGCCGGAGAGCGGAGACUUGAAUUCUGUCAAUUCAAGUUUCCACGUGGUCGGUAACCAAGGAGACGUCUGGUUGAGAGCUCAGACAACUGUUCCACCCCUUGACGAAAACUUUCAGGUUGUGAUUAGAGGUAAACGUCUGGAGGGCUACGCCAGUGAUAUAGCCAUUGACGAUGCUAGGCUUUACAACUGUUCGGAAGAAUUUAUCACAAGCACGACAGAAUCAACGACAGUAAGUGUGGAAACGACAACGACAGAGCCCGCAACCACAGCCACUAUAACCAUUAGAACGAGGCCGCCACCGACAAGAGCAACCACGAUGAAAACUGUGGCAACCAGGACAAGCCGGGCGACAAGGGCGCCAACCACACAGACCCCAAUGACAAAUCCAUCGAAAACCAUACCAAAACGAACAACUAAAAUGCCUAUGGUCAAAACCACUCGAAGAACUCCAACGAUAUCCUCAACAGCAGUUGUCAGUAUUAGAACAACAAAACGAGUGCCCACUCGACCAAAAUGGACAUGGCGAACGCACAGAACCACACUGUCAACGACGACACCACGUAGCAGAACCACGCGACAACCUACAUCACCGACCCCACGGAAGCCACGCACAACAAAACGAACACGUCGACCAAAAACCACCAAAACGACGCCAAUGUCCACAAGUAUGCCUAAGCCCACGACCCAAGUCGUAACUUCCAACAUGACAAAAACAAACUCAAGGAGACCCAUUCUUGAUGAUGGGAACAAAACCAGCGACGUCACAAAUUUGCCGUCUACGUCACCCGCAGACGUUAACACAACUGACGCUAAUAAUCGCGUGGUCGACCCUCAAGUGACGACAAUAGACCUACGCAACGCAAGCGCUGAAGCUGGAAACAUUACUGAACCGUUUUCAGGGAAGGGCUCUGUGAGUACAAACAUGAAUGGUUUGAUUCCUCUCGCCAUCGGAAUAGGCGGAGGUGUUCUCUUUGUCAUCAUAAUCAGUGUCAUCUUGAUAGCAAUUUGGGCUAAAAAGAAAAAACAUCGAGAUGUGAAGCCGUAUGAGGAACUGGAACCUAUAACAAAAGCCAUGUCAAAGACAAGUCUUAAUUUAAACCUAGUGAAUGACUACAAUAUAAUAGAUAACGAGUGAGCCUUGGAUGUUACCCCUGCCUACCUAACGUCGAGACCUCUGGUUCCUACACGUCACUGUAUUUGUAAAUAGGAGCUCCAGCUAACAUUCCAUAAGUCUUACCUUUCUUUCAACGAUGUGAUUUGCAAACAGUUUAUUACAUACUGGGUAUACAAACCCUGUUACGUGUGGGUAUGUAUAUAAUCUAUUUAUUAUUCCGUCACCUGCGCUGCUUAUCUUUCGCCAACAUUUAUUAUAGGACUGUGCUUGCUGGAACAGAAGGAAAGCAGUGGAUAUUUACACAACAGGGGUGUCUUGAGGAACAUUUUGUGCUUUCUAGAGCAUAUAAGCUUCAGGAAAAGACGUUUUGUGCUUUUUUACAGAAUUCAACCUUUAGAAAAGGAAUUACACUGGAAGAAGCUGAAAUAAGUGCAUUCAAUGUCUGAAGAAUAACGUUUGGUUAGACACGGUCGCAAGAUACCGGUACUUUCCUAAAUGAUGUUAAGAUGAAGGCUGUCUUUUGCAUGUGGUUGUUAUUCACUUCUGAGCUAUUUUGGCCAUUGAUGUAUACAGCUCGUGAUUCACGUGGCUUCAUUGUUAACAACUAAUUCUCGACUGCUCAGUGGACCGUGACCAUUAAACUGCAGCACGUGCAUAACAGUAACAGGGAAUGGUAUCAGAUAACCUCACAAGGUUCUGUAGAGCUCAAGUGGUUUGAAUGAGUAGUAACACCUACAGUCCAUACAUUCAGUUCAAUGCCGGUUCAGAUACGGCAAAGGAAAGUCUUACCUCUUUGUGGUACUCAUGUUAGUAUACUUCCAAAGUUUGAUCUGCUUAGGUGAAAAAAAUGUUAUCUGUAUACCGGAUCGUGCAUGUGUAAACAUUGCGGCAUCUGUAAGCCUGGAUUAAGCUGAUUUUUUUCACAUAUUUAAUAUACGAUAAUCACCGCUUAGAUUUUAAAGGCAAUGUAGUGCUAUUUUUAGCCCCUGUGUGCAGCAGAUUGUUCUUCCUUUUGCCAUACAUGUGUGAAUAAGUCAACCCCAAACAAAGAGAAUUCAUAUUUAAAGUUACUCCUGCAGAAACGGUGUGGAUAUCUUUAGGGCCUUUAUUUUGGUUGUCGACAUAUAAGGAUUGAGCAUAUAUAUAUCAUUACUACUAUAUGUGUAAUUUUUCCCCCCUUCGUUAACUCAAAUUUGAAUUUUAGUUGUUCUAUUAAUAUAAAUCUCAAGGAGAUAGGAGUUUUGCUUGUUAUGUCACCUGAUAUUCUUGUAGAAUGUCCCUUAAUUAAUAUCAUGAUUUACUUUACUUGUAAAUAUUGGCAGACAAGGGCCCUCUUCGUUAUGUCAUUUACGAAUAAACCUAUGUGUACAGGACAUAUCUUUUGUGAACAAAAUUA
Molecule: messenger RNA, 3283 nt
Organism: Liolophura sinensis
Lineage: Eukaryota; Metazoa; Mollusca; Polyplacophora; Chitonida; Chitonidae
Exons: 8
Coding region: 67-1908 (613 amino acids)
Cellular component (GO): membrane
Source: RefSeq, a predicted model, not a curated record